AUGGGCUCCACGUGCCUGUCGUGCGGCGAGCGCGCGGUGAUCCCGGACCCGGACUCGGGCGUGCUCGUCUGCACCUCCUGCGGCGUCAUCCACGACGGCGGCUCGUCGGAGUUCGUCCACCAGGCCACCUUCACCGACUCGGGCGGCCUCGACCUCCGCGUCUCCUCCCUCGUCCGCAACAGCUCCGACUCCGCCUACCGCGACCAGAAGCUCGCCGGCGCCUCCGCCGCCAUCACCUCCAUCGCCACCCGCCUCGGCCUCUCGUUCACGCGCGCCGAGGAGGCGCUCCGCAUGGCCAAGUCCGCCACGGGCGGCGAGCUCGCCACCCCGGGCUCCGCCUUCCUCCCCGCCCUCGCCGCCGCCUGCGCCCUGCUCGUCGCGCGGUCCCACCGCCUCCCGCUCUCCCUCGCCGAGGCGGCCGAGGCCGCCUUCUGCUCCGCGCCCGCCCUCGCCGAUCUGGUCUCCCGCGUCGCUGCCCAGCUAUCCCUCCCCCCGCUCCCGUGCUUCGACUACGCCGCCGCGCUCGAUCGCGCCGUGCACCUGUCGCCCUCGCUCACCGCCGCCGCGGGCGAGAAGACGGAGGCGAUCCUCUCGCAGGCCCGGUUCCUCCUCCGCUGCGCCUCCAAGUGGUCGCUCACCACCGGGCGGUACCCACUCCCCCUCAUCGCGGCGCUGGUGGCUUUCUCCGCUGAGGUGAACGGGGUCACCUCGCUCUCCGUGGAGGACAUUGCUCAGGACAUCUCGGCCGGAAUCAGAACCACUCUCCGUCGAUACAAGGAGCUCGUUGAUGCGCUCGUGCAUGUCGCACGGCAGCUGCUUCCAUGGGGCGCCGACGUCAAUGCGAAGAACCUUCUCCUCAACGCGCAGGUCCUGCUCCGGCUCAUGGAGAUGAGGUCACAGUCAGAUCCGUCUGAAGAGUUUCUUGAGAGCUUCGCUCCGAACAUCGCUGGCAUUGUGCGGGCAUACUCUUCUGUUGAUGACGAUGAGUCCAAAUACCUUCAGAUUGCUCCCGUGGGUGCCGAUGAAUUUGAUUUCGAUAAUUUUGUGCCAGAGGAGAAAGAAUUUGAGGAUCAGAAGAUAACAGAGAAGGGUCUAUCAGAUGCUUACCAAAAUGUCUUAGAGAGGCUUGCCCAGCUAAAGAAACAUGGGAAGGUCAGUAAAGGUGCUGACAGGAGGAAGCGGUGGAAAGGAGGACUGGAGCUGGAGCCAUGGAUGGACUCUGUGGAUGAUGGUUGGAAAAAGGACAUGCUGCUUGAGGACGUGGUGGAUAUUGAUAUUGGAUAUGAUGCACCUCCACCAUCGUUUACUGCUGGUAUGGAGUUGAAGAAGCAAAGGAGAGCCCGUAUUGAAGCUGCUAAGCUGCGAAUUGAUGCGAUUAGGAAGGCCCCUGCUGCUCCAGCUGCAAGCGCAAAUCAUUCACAGCCUGGUGUAAGAAAUGGAGAUGCCUGUCCUCCAGAUGCCUGUCCUCCACAAAAAUCGGCCAGGAAGAAACGUGGGGGAAAGAAGAUGGAUGACAUAGAUCGAAUCAUACUCGGUGACGAUUUGGUAGAGAUGCCAGAUAGUCCAGAUGGCAGGAAGAGACGAAAAAGAGGUUCCUGCGACGGUAUUGAUUGGGAAGAUUGCAUUAUUGAGCUCCUGCUACUACAUGGUGCAAAGGAAGCAGAGAUAGAACAAGGCCAGUACAGAAGAUUGUUGGAGUUGCAUGUAUUCAGUGCAGUAAGUGGAGGAAAAUUGAAAAAUGGUGAUGCAGCGUCUCAAGUCUUUAGUAUAUGA
Molecule: messenger RNA, 1773 nt
Organism: Setaria italica (foxtail millet)
Lineage: Eukaryota; Viridiplantae; Streptophyta; Magnoliopsida; Poales; Poaceae
Product: plant-specific TFIIB-related protein PTF2
Exons: 1
Coding region: 1-1773 (590 amino acids)
Biological process (GO): transcription preinitiation complex assembly; transcription by RNA polymerase III; DNA-templated transcription initiation
Cellular component (GO): transcription preinitiation complex; nucleus; transcription factor TFIIIB complex
Molecular function (GO): RNA polymerase III general transcription initiation factor activity; RNA polymerase III type 3 promoter sequence-specific DNA binding
Source: RefSeq, a predicted model, not a curated record